CGAAAGAAGAAGUGCGCGAGCCGUGCGCGUGGCAUUGCGCUUGUUCUUCCGGGGGAGCGUUGAGGGCUGCCGUUAGCCUGGUCAUCGGCGCAUCCUCGGCCUUUGGAGAGACCGUCAUUUGAACGCGCACCGCCUGGUUACCGCCAUGGGGAUCUGGGACGACGACGCGUUCCACAACGUCCUCUCCUUCGCGCUGUUCACCAUCUGCGCAUUACUGGUGGGCGUGCUCGUAUGGGUGCUGCUGCGCCGGUUGCGGCGCCAGCGGGAGAUGCGCGACCAGGAGACCAUGACAGUCGAGCCGAGUGUCAAGCCGGCCAGCAUCGCCGACUCGGUUUCGGGCACGGGCGCCAGCCACAAAGAAAGCACGCUGCAGAUACCAGGCGUGGACGCGCACGAGACCACCAAGGGCCACCAGAGGUCGAGCGUCGGUGAAGGGCCGCAUCUGGCCUACUCACAAGCACCGACCACGACUGCUGCCCCAGAUACCACCAAGUCCCCGCCACCACGCGGCGCGGAACAAAUCCCUGAAGCCAAAGCCGAAGCCAAAGCCGAAGCCAAAGCCGAAGCCAAAGCCGAAGCCAAAGCCGAAGCCAAGGAGCAGUCGUCCGCGUUCUGUGCAACUUCACCCGGCGAUUCCAGGCAGACGAGCGUUCUCACGAGCAAGUCCAAGCGGCACCACCACUCCCAUUCCAAAAAGUCACUGGAGAGCGGCAAGGCUGAGAAAGAGGAUGGCAAGGGACGGAAGAGCAGCGCCGCCUCGAAGACUGGCUCAAAAACCGGCUCGAAAGUUGGCUCGAAAGCCGGCUCGAAGCCGCCGUCGAGGCGCAGCUCAGUGCAGCAUUCGCAAGCAUCGGCCGGCAAAGCGGGCGCGGUGGACGGCAAGGGCGCCUCUUCGAAAGUGCCGGCGUCGAUGCCCGCAGUUCCCGCGCUCCUGAUCAGGCGGCCGUCCACGGACUCCAAGAGUUCGCAACGCUCGAACCGCUCGACGCGCUACGUGCGCGAAACGCCCAAGGUUCCGCCGCCCUUGGACAUCUUCUCGAGGGAGCACUCGUCGAUGGCCGAGUCGCCGCCCUCCAACCCUAUCAAAAGUCCGCCGCAGGCUGGUGUGGUGGCGACCGGACCAGCGAAGCCUCCCGAGGCGCCUCAAGCCUCGUCCACCACGGAGGCGCCCGAGAAGCCUCCCGCGGAGGCCACGACUGAGGGCCACUGAACGCCGUCUACCCUGUUUUCGCUUCAUUUUUAUUCAAGCGGCUGUUUCAUAACGCGCGUUUUGUCCUAUUAAAACGCGUGAUCUU
Messenger RNA from Dermacentor silvarum, 1295 nucleotides. RefSeq names its product translation initiation factor IF-2-like. The transcript has 4 exons. Lineage: Eukaryota; Metazoa; Arthropoda; Arachnida; Ixodida; Ixodidae. Bases 146 to 1210 code for a protein of 354 amino acids. The record is from RefSeq and is a predicted model, not a curated record.